Oncorhynchus mykiss (rainbow trout) is the source of this 2162-nucleotide messenger RNA. It is a transcript of the gene ift74, whose product is annotated as intraflagellar transport 74. Gene Ontology annotation, biological process: intraciliary transport involved in cilium assembly; cilium assembly. Lineage: Eukaryota; Metazoa; Chordata; Actinopteri; Salmoniformes; Salmonidae. Gene Ontology annotation, cellular component: intraciliary transport particle B; cilium. The record is from RefSeq and is a predicted model, not a curated record. Gene Ontology annotation, molecular function: beta-tubulin binding.
CCGAGAUUUCCCCCAAAGUCUCGCGGUAAUGGUUGGUUGCUGUGGUAACGUCAAAAGAAGUGUACUGCUAGCUAGCUUGCUUGCUACAACAAAAAUACAAACAAUCAAUUCACAGUCAAGUCAUAUUGAGCGGUUUGACACCUAUACAAAACACGAGGAUUUUGUGGAGAGGAGAGAAACCAGUGUGAAAAGAUGGCGAGCCAGAGGCCACCGUCAGGUAGACCGAUGAGUCGGGGGUCUCUUGUACCAGGGACUGGGAGACCUCCAACUGCCAUCAGACCUCCACCCACAGCCGUUAGGGUCGGAACUGGGAUUGUUCCGGGUACUGGGCGUCCUGGAACCAGAGGAGGAGCCCUAGGGACCCCUGGUGUUCUCUCUGCUCAAAUUAAAGUGGCCGACCGGCCAGUCACCCAGCAGGGCCUGAGCGGCAUGAAGACUGGCAUGAAGGGACCUCAGAGGCAGAUUCUGGAUAAAUCCUACUACCUUGGCCUUCUCAGGAGUAAGAUCAACGAACUGACAACGGAGACCAGCAAACUGCAGAAGGAGAUUGACACCUUCAAUCAGGAGAACUCUGUUUACCUCUCCUAUGAGAAAAGAGCAGAAGGACUUGCUGGUGAACUGAAAGAUCUACAGGGACAACUGGCAGAUUACAACAUGCUAGUUGACAAGUUGAACACCAACACUGAGAUGGAGGAAGUGAUAAAUGACUUCAAUAUGUUGAAAGCACAGAACGACCGAGAGGCUCAAAGUAUGGAUGUCAUAUUCACAGAAAGACGAGAGAAGGAGGAGAUGAUCCGUGCGGUGGAAGAGGAGAUGGAGAGGGAGAAGCAGGCCGCUGAUGACAUCAUCAAAAAGAUGUCUCCAGAGAAACAGGACCAGUACGCUGCCAUGAAGGCCAACAACGAUGAGCUGCUACAGGAGCUGGAUGGUCGUCAGGAAGAGCUGGACACCCUCAUAACACGGAAGGAGACGUUUGAAGCAGAGCUGUAUCACUCCCAGGUGAAACGGGAAGCUGUGUUACUACACGAGAAGCUUCAGGAGCUGGAGCUGAAGAGAGACGCCAUGGUGGCAGAGGACAAGAGCAUGGGAUCGCCCCAGGAGGAGAGGGACAGGCUGUUUAAACAGGUAAAAGAAGACAACCAGGAAACAGCAAGCAUGGAAAGACAGUUGACUGAGAUGCGUGAGAAGAUGAGCCUGAUCAACGAGGAGAUCCGACAGCUCGACAAUAACAUGGAGGAACACCAAGGUGAACGAAACCAGAAGUACAAAGAACUAAAGAAGAGAGAUGAGACUAUGGACAGUUUUCUGGAUUCAUUUGAUGAGACUAAAGCUACAGAGGUGGAGAAAAACCGUCAGACACAGGCCAUCAUCGUAGCUCUACUGGAACACUCCAGCAGAAACAUGAACCGGAUGCGCCAGAUCUCGUCGGUGACGGCCAGUGAGCUCAAGUCCAUGCAGGAAGACCUGAGCUUCAAGGAGACGGAGAUGCACAAGUCCCAGAACACAGCCAAGGGUCUGUCUUCAGAGAACCACCGUCUGACCCUUGACCUGCAGAAGGUAGAGCAGCUGGAGAGUAAGAUCAACACAGAGCUGACCAGCCUGAAGGACAGGAUAGAGACCAUGACUCAGGAGCUGGAGACGUACAGCAACCUGGACAAUCUAAAGGCUGCUGGAGAGGACAAGAAGAAGAGGCUGCAGGAGGACAGAGUAUCCCUGGCCCAGAGGAGAGACGGCUUUCACAAGGUCAUGCAGAAGAUGAAUGAGGUGUAUGAAGCUCUGAAAACACAGCUACAGGACAAUGAGACACAUGCUCAGCUGACCAAUCUGGAGAGGAAGUGGCAACAUCACGAGCAGAACAACUUCGUCAUGAAAGAGUUCAUCGCCUCUAAGGGUAUGGAGAGCGACUACCGUCCGGUGGUGAAGACUGUCUCCAGGCAGCUGGCAGAGUACAACAAGAUCCUCAUAGACACCCUGCAGGGAACCAAGAUCUAGGAACUGACUCGGGGACAAGGACAGCUACAGCUUCCUCUCUCUGGAGGCAGUCUCCAUGUCCCACUUCCUGCAUCAACCCCUCUGUCAUACACUACCGUUUAAAAGUUUGGGGUCACUUAGAAAAUGACCUUAUUUUUUAAAAGAAAAGCCAUUCUUUUUUUUGUCCAUUA